This is a messenger RNA of Bombina bombina (fire-bellied toad), 1762 nucleotides long. It is a transcript of the gene PPAN, whose product is annotated as peter pan homolog. Gene Ontology annotation, biological process: ribosomal large subunit assembly; rRNA processing. Gene Ontology annotation, molecular function: rRNA binding. The coding region runs from base 89 to 1684 and encodes 531 amino acids. The record is from RefSeq and is a predicted model, not a curated record. Gene Ontology annotation, cellular component: preribosome, large subunit precursor. NCBI's taxonomy places the organism in Eukaryota, Metazoa, Chordata, Amphibia, Anura, Bombinatoridae. The transcript has 12 exons.
CGUAAAGUCAUUUUCUUUCAUAUGUUUUACCGGAAGCGGAAAUUGUUGCUCUUCUCCACGUGGGUUAUACGGGAGCUGAUCGGAUAACAUGGUGAAAGAUAAGACGAAGAACCAGAAGAAACUGCGUGCAACAGCAAAUCAUGUUGCUGACGAGGAGUAUUCCAGUGUCCCUCAUUCCUUUGUAUUUAGCCGAGGACAGAUAGGAAAAAAUGUGCAGCAGCUAAUACUGGAUGUCAGACGGGCGAUGGAGCCAUUUACAGCCUCAUCCCUAAAGGUCCGAAAAAAGAACACUCUCAAAGACUUUGUGGCUGUGGCAGGUCCCCUGGGAGUGACUCAUUUUUUGAUCUUCAGCAAGACAACAACCAAUGUCAAUUUUAAAUUUGUCCGUCUACCAAGAGGACCAACCUUGAGCUUUAAAAUAAAUGAGUAUUCCCUGAUGAAGGAUGUGAUCUCCUCAAUCAAGAGACAUCGUAUGCAUGAGCAGCAAUUCACCCACCCUCCUUUACUUGUGCUUAAUAACUUUGGCACUCAAGGGAUGCAUGUUAAAGUAAUGGCCUCUAUGUUCCAGAAUAUGUUCCCCUCCAUUAAUGUGCACAAGGUAAACUUAAAUACCAUUAAGAGAUGUAUCCUCAUAAAUUAUAAUGAUGACACAAAACAGAUUGAAUUCAGACACUAUAGUCUAAAAGUAGUUCCAGUUGGGAUGAGCAAGGGAAUGAAGAAACUUCUUCAGGAAAAAUUCCCCAACAUGAGUCGUUGGGAGGACAUCAGUGAACUGCUGGUCAGAGGCGCCAACCUCUCAGAGAGUGAGGGUGAGCAGGAUGGCGACCAUAACAUCACAGAAUUACCACAGGCAUAUUCAGGUAGAGGGAAUAUGAAGGCUCAGCAAAGUGCAGUACGUCUCACAGAGAUUGGCCCCAGAAUGACUCUAGAGCUGGUGAAGAUAGAAGAAGGUCUAAGUGAUGGAAAAGUCUUGUAUCACAGCUUUAUCCAAAGAACUGAAGAGGAGAUUAAAGCCAUGUUGGAAAACAAAGAGAAGAAGCUACAACUGAAGCACGAGAGGAAGAAAACUCAGGAUGCCGAUGUGCAACGCAAGAAGCAGCAGAAGGAAGAGAAUAAGAAGCGUAGCUUGGCCGGCAUGAAGAGGAAGCAUGGAGCGGAGCAAGAUGGAGACAGUGAAGCAGAGGAUCCUGGGAUGCAAGAAGAUGCUGCCAACGUAUCAGAGGAUGAUGAUGCAGAGUAUUACAGACAGGAAGUAGGGGAGGAACCUGAAAAAGAACUGUUUCUUCAUAGCCGUAAGAAAUCAUCUUUCCGCAGUAACAGUGGCCCACCUAGGAAGAAAUUCCAAAUGUCUAGAGGACCAGAGAAGCAAAAUCGUAAAAACCAACCACAGAGUGGACAGAAAGAAAAGCAAAGAGGAAAUUCUCCUUUUCAGAGAAAAGAUAAAUUCCACAAGGGGUUAACAUCAAGACCUGGUGAAAAAGGCAAAGGUCGGAAAAAUUAUAAAAAUGCAGAAGAGCAAAAAUUCUAUAGAAAACAAGGAGGUGCAAAAAAACCUGGAUUCAGGAAGUCAGGAGUAUUUGGCUCCAAGAUCCGUAGACCUACUCAGAAAGGAAAUGGGUCAGGACAGCGUAAAUCAGGGGAUCGAAGGGGUAAACACACCAAGCAGAAGAAAAGGGGUUUUUAAUAGGACUGUUCUAAACUUCUCAUGUAAAUAGCAGUGUAAUUAUCAAAUGCUCUGAAUAAUAAAAAUUUGUUCACUGUU